CGUUGCUGUCCCAACCCUCAUCUCGAGAAAGUCAGCGACUGCGCCUUCUCUCUCUCGCUCCUUCUCCACUUGAUGCUCGGCCUCGCCCGCCAGCAUCGCCUUCUCAGCACUCCUUCCCGCCUUCUGUCCCUCUCCCACCUCGCCCUUCUCUGCCUCCACCGACCCGCUCAGCACCACGCUGCACGCUUCCUCAUGACGACUCCCAGUCACCUGUCCCCGGCGCCCGGCUGGGACAUCAGCAAGAAGCCCUUUCCGCCAGCCCAGCGUGGUGACCAGGUCGACACCUACAAGAGCGCUGCGCAGGGUGAAGUGAAGAUCGCAGACCCGUACCGCUGGCUGGAGACGCCGCCCAACCAGAGCCCAGAGACGAAGAAAUGGGUCGAGUCUCAGGCCGACUUUGCGCAGUCGUACAUCCAGCAGUUUGAGGGGCGAGACGAGCUCAAGAAGCGUCUCGAGGCUAGCUUCAGUUAUGCGCGAUACUCGUGCCCCUCUUUGAAGUACGAUGGACGAUUCUAUUACAACUUCAACUCUGGGCUCGAGUCGCAGAGCCGCAUCUUCAAGGCAGACCCGAAGCAGAUUGAUGAGGUCGAGAAGAGGGGUAGCGCAGCAGACGCCGGACCGCCAGGAGAGGUCUUCUUCGAUGCUAACAAGCUCAGCAAAGAUGGCACUGUGGCCUUGACCGUUCUCUCCUUCUCCCACUCUGGCAAAUACCUUGCAUACGGCGUCAGCAAGUCAGGAUCAGACUGGUACAGCGUCUAUUUCCGCUCAACGGACAAGCCCUUUGCUCCCACCGAGUCCGCCGUAGAGGAAGCCGACAAGGGUGGCAAAGAUCGUCUGGCCGACUCUCUUUCUGGGCUCAAGUUCUCGGGAGUCACCUGGCUACACGAUGACUCUGGCGUUCUUUUCCAAACUUACCCUCCGCCAGCUCAGGCCGCCGACUUGGGGAGCGACACGGAUGCCAAUCGCGAUGCGCGACUCUUCUACCAUGCUAUGGGCUCGAAGGGAGGGGACGAGGAUCGCCUCAUCCUCGGCGUUGACAAAGCCCAUCCGAACGGCAUGUGGGGAGCAGAAGUGACGGACGAUGGGAAAUUUCUGUUCAUCUCCAACAGCGAGACGACCGACCCGCGCACGAGGCACUUCGUUGCGGCCCUCAACGAGGACGGCUCGAUGCCCAAGGAGCUCAAGUGGCUCUGCGUGGCGGACAAAUUCGACUUCAAUCUAGGCCUUCUCGCCAAUGACGGCAACAAGUUCUACCUCAUGACGAACAAGGAUGCUCCGCGCUACCGUAUCGUAACAAUGACGUUUGACCCGGCGAAGGCCAAGGCCACGACGGAGCCUUGGACGUUGCCCGUUGAUGAUUCGGUCAAGAUCGAGGAGCUUGUUCCGGAGGGGCCGGACGGCGCCGUACUGGGCUCGGCAACUGUGCUCGACAAUGACAAGCUGCUCCUCGUCUACUCGCGAAACGUAAUCGACGAGCUCCACUUGUAUGACCUCACCUCCGGCAAGCACAUCGAGCGUCUCCUGCCCAACCUCGUAGGCUCCAUCGGUCAAAUCAGCGGCAAGCGAGAAGACACGACCUCCUUCGUCUCGACCUCCUCCUUCGUCAGCCCCGGCACGAUUCAUCGUCUUGAAUGGGACGGUGGCAAGCGCGAGCAAGCACCGCGAGUCAAGACGCAUCGCGAGACCAAAGUACAGGGUAUCGACCCGAAUGACUAUGUGAGCGAGCAGCGCUGGUUCACCUCCAUGGACGGGACGAAGAUUCCCUGCUUCAUUACGCAUCACAAAGACACCAAGCUCGACGGAACUGCUCCUGCUUGGCUAUAUGCGUAUGGCGGGUUCCAGAUCCCCCUGUCGCCCGGCUUCUCGCCCUCGAUGAUGACCUGGGUCAAGUCCUUCGGCGGGGUGCUGGUGUGGGUGAACGCGCGUGGUGGUGGAGAGUUUGGUGAAGCCUGGCACGAGAGCGGGAGGAGGGCGAACAAGAAACACACGUUCGAAGACGUCCUCUCUGGGGCCAAGUACCUCGUAGACGAGAAGAUUGCAGCAAAGGGCAAGAUCACGAUCAAUGGCGGAUCCAAUGGUGGGCUCACCGUCAUGGCCAGCCUGAACAUGGCCAAGGAGGAGCACGGCAUUGGUGCUGGAGUGGCUGAAGUAGGAGUUCUGGACCUGCUUCGCUUCCACCGCUUCACAAUCGGAGCAGCCUGGCGAGCAGACUACGGGGACCCUGACGUGCCGGAGGACUUUGACUUCAUUCACCCCAUCUCCCCGCUGCACAACAUACAGCCUCCAGGAAGCGGUCACGCCUACCCGGCGAUGAUCUUCCUUACCGGAGACCACGACGAUCGUGUUUCCCCGCUGCACACAUUCAAGAUCGUGGCUGAGCUGCAGCACCAAUUGAAGGAGAGUGAGCGACCCAUUCUGGCUAGGAUCGAUCUGGGCAGUGGACAUGGGGCGGGAAAGAGCACGCAAAAGAGAAUUGAGGAGACCAGGGAUAAGUACGCGGCUGUCGCUAGGGAGUUGGAUCUCAAAAUGCAGGGGUGAGCGUCGGCGGUAGAGAGAGUGGGUGAGGGCAGUGUUGCCUCCUUUGUGAAGCAUUGAAAAGCAUCAUCGUCGUCAAUCGUCUCAUCGUUCUUCAAUCAAACAUACGACCUGUCCCAUCUGUAUUUGCGUCAGUACAGGAUGGCCCGCCUACUUCUGCUCCAGAUCCGUAAAGUCAAAGAUGAAGGCGUCCUCCAACAAGGGCUUGACGAAGUCCAUGUACUCCAAGUGGACGGGGUCCUCACCAAGGUAGUAGGCCACGUCGCGCUCGUUGGCGAAGAUGGCGAUGAAGAUUUGAUCGUAUCCAUGUCCCUUUCCUUCUGGGCUC
Molecule: messenger RNA, 2863 nt
Organism: Jaminaea rosea
Lineage: Eukaryota; Fungi; Basidiomycota; Exobasidiomycetes; Microstromatales
Exons: 5
Coding region: 73-2538 (821 amino acids)
Biological process (GO): proteolysis
Cellular component (GO): cytosol
Molecular function (GO): serine-type endopeptidase activity; oligopeptidase activity
Source: RefSeq, a predicted model, not a curated record